AUGAGCCGCCUCCCGGACCGCGAGCGCGCCCCGGACGGUAACGACUCGCGAGGAGAUAUCGGUCCGCAAGAGAUGGUUCCGAGCAGGAAGAACAUGGUGCUCGUGGAUGGAGUCAUACUGAACGGCCCCACAACAGAUGCAAAAGCAGGGGAGAGAUUUGUGGAAGAUGCUUGUAGACUAAUAAUGGAAGAGGUGGUUCUGAAGGCUACGGACAUCAGUGAGAAGGUCUGUGAGUGGCGGCCCCCUGAAGAGCUGAAGCGGCUUCUCGACUUGGAGCUGAGGGACGCGGGAGAGCCCCACCACCGGCUGCUGGAGCGCUGCCAGGACAUCAUACGCUACAGUGUCAAGACCAACCAUCCAAGAUUUUUCAACCAGUUAUAUGCUGGACUUGAUUAUUACUCUCUGGUGGCCAGAUUUAUGACAGAAGCAUUAAACCCAAGUGUUUAUACGUAUGAGGUGUCCCCAGUGUUUCUGUUAGUGGAAGAAGCGGUUCUGAAGAAAAUGAUUGAAUUUAUUGGCUGGAAAGAAGGGGAUGGAAUAUUUAACCCAGGUGGUUCAGUGUCCAAUAUGUAUGCCAUGAAUUUAGCCAGAUACAAGUACUGUCCUGAUAUUAAGGAAAAGGGGCUGUCUGGCUUGCCAAGAUUAAUCCUUUUCACAUCUGCAGAGUGUCAUUACUCCAUGAAGAAGUCUGCUUCCUUUCUUGGGAUUGGUACUGAGAAUGUGUGCUUUGUGGAGACAGAUGGAAGAGGUAAGAUGAUACCUGAGGAGCUGGAGAAGCGCGUGCAGGAGGCCGAGAAAGAGGGUGCAGCUCCGUUCCUUGUGUGCGCCACGUCUGGUACCACGGUGCUGGGGGCCUUCGAUCCUCUGGAUGAGAUAGCAGACAUCUGCGAGAGGCAUGGCCUCUGGCUCCAUGUAGACGCUUCUUGGGGUGGCUCAGCCUUGAUGUCCAGGAAGCACCGCAGGCUCCUGCAGGGUAUCCACAGAGCUGACUCUGUGGCGUGGAACCCACACAAGAUGUUGAUGGCUGGGAUUCAGUGCUGCGCUUUCCUCGUCAAAGACAAAUCUGACCUUCUUAAGAGAUGCUACUCGGCCAACGCGUCUUACCUCUUCCAGCAGGAUAAAUUUUAUGAUGUCAGCUAUGACACGGGUGACAAGUCCAUCCAGUGCAGCAGGAGACCAGAUGCAUUCAAGUUCUGGAUGGCCUGGAAGGCCCUGGGCACAUUAGGCCUUGAAGAAAGAGUUAACCGCGCUCUUGCUUUAUCUAGGUACCUAGUAGAAGAAAUCAAGAAAAGAGAAGGAUUCAAGCUACUGAUGGAACCUGAAUAUGCCAAUAUUUGCUUUUGGUACAUUCCACCAAGCCUCAGACAGAUGGAAGAAGGACCUGAAUUCUGGGCAAAACUUCAUUUGGUGGCCCCGGCCAUUAAGGAGCGAAUGAUGAAGAAGGGGAGCCUCAUGCUGGGCUACCAGCCCCACCGGGGGAAGGUCAACUUCUUCCGGCAGGUGGUGAUCAGCCCUCAAGUCAGCCGGGAGGACAUGGACUUCCUGCUGGAUGAGAUAGACCUCCUGGGGAGGGACAUGUAGCUGUGGCUUUGGGUCCCCCAGAGGCACGGGUCCUGCCCUGAGGGUAAGGGUCCAGGGCAUCUGGGGACACACAGACUGCAGCCCUUCUGGAGCGAGUAGGACACAUGCCCCAUCCUUGCCCAGCAAAACCGAAAUACUAAGCAAGUAGUGUGAAGUACUCUCUAGGUGCCAGGGGCCUACUGCUGCAAUAAAGGAGGUAGUGAGAGGUGGGUCUUCUCUGGGACGACCCCUGGGACAGAACCCCAAAGGGUUCAGUACCAGGUGGGCUCUGGGCUCAUUGCUCUUGAAAAAGCCGCUGAAUUAGCGAGUGGAAGAGUGGUUUACGAUGUGUGACCCAGAGACCAGCAGCCUGGGAAUCCUGUUAGAAAUGCCUGGCCUCAGCCUUGCCCCAGACCCACUGAAUCAGAAACCCUGGCGGGUGGGGGAAGCUGAGUGCUCUGAACUUCACGGAGCCUUCCAGGUGCUUCUUAGGCAAGGUAAAAUCUGAGAGCCAGCAGUUUAACUUAACGCAACGUUGAAUUAACUGACUACUACUCACUCUGAUGUGUUUGCCCGCAAGGGAUAUCGGAUACUUUGGUGGCUCUGAAAAUGCAGCUGUGGCCUCUUAGUACUAAUGUUUAGGGGCAUCAGAAGUAUAGCAAAGCUGUUUUUAAAAGAGAAACUAUAAUAUAUAGAAGAUGUUUACUUUAUGAAAAGGUAUCUUUUAUUCAGGCUAAAUGUUUAUUCUCAAAAGUUAAAAUUAACCACUAUCUAUUAUAAAGUAUCUGAAUUAGAGCUAAGGAUAAAAGACAGACUUUUGUAGUGUAGCCUUUUAAUCAAAGCAACAUCCCUAAUUCAUUUCCCCAAAUCGUUCAUGUCAUUAAUUGGGAGUACGUUAGGUAUACAUGUCUCUAAUUAGAUGCCUCUUAGCUUGAGGGGCCCCUUUCUUAUCUUGCUCUCUGCUUGUAGGAAAUAACAAGAAUGACGUCCAGGGUUAUACGACAUUCCCUUUCUCAAGCUUUAAAAUGGCAGUGUAGGCUAUUAAAGGGUUUAUAUUGGGCAGAGAAUCAGGGAAUUAGAGGUCUUUUGGGGCACACACCUCCGCCAUUUAUCCUGGGAGUGGAUAAUUGUAAUUCUGUCUCUAAUCCUGGUCCUAGAUCUCUAGCAGAAUUUCCUUUGACUAAGAAAUAAACAGAAUUCAGAGGUGUGGGAGCAGAGGUCAACAAGGUACAAUGAUGACUCGCAUUAGAGCUCCCCUCUGGAAGGCAAGUGAAGGAGAGUUCUCAGGCAGCAGACGGGAGCAGGGGCCAGCAAGGCACAGUUACACCUCUGGUUAGAGCUCCGCUUUGGAAGGCUUGUGACUGAGUGUUCAGACAUUAGACGUAGCAUGUUCAGUACCCAUCUCGUAUGCCAUCACUAACCUGCGCCGUUUAAAUUUUGAAGAGUUAAAAAGCAGAUAUGUACUAUUUCCUUGUGUUCCGUAUUUUCAUUUUAGAGUGUGUGGUUUCUCAGUAUCUCUAUCGGUCAAAGAAUAUCUUAAACUUUCUCUGAACUACUUUAAUCUGUGGUAUGUGUAUUGCAUCCCUUGUUGCCUUUUUGUUUAAACAUCUCCCUAAAAUGUUCUGAAACUGAGGUUUGCAAUAAUUUGUGUCUAAUGAAAUAAAAAAGCAAU
Molecule: messenger RNA, 3232 nt
Organism: Budorcas taxicolor (takin)
Lineage: Eukaryota; Metazoa; Chordata; Mammalia; Artiodactyla; Bovidae
Gene: GADL1
Product: glutamate decarboxylase like 1
Biological process (GO): carboxylic acid metabolic process
Cellular component (GO): cytoplasm
Molecular function (GO): pyridoxal phosphate binding; carboxy-lyase activity
Source: RefSeq, a predicted model, not a curated record